AUGCACGAAGACGCUCCAAAAAUGAGUGUAGCACAAAGUCUACCCGCCUCCACGAGUCAGGCGAAGAGUGAGAUCGUGACUGAUGUCCCCCCCGUGGACUAUGAAUUGAACACUGUUGAACUAAAACCCUCACAAACUAUUGAAAUGGAGUUAAAGCUUGCUUAUGUGAAUCCUUCCAGCGGAGAUCUUAAUUUGCACACAUGUGCCGUCCUCGCAAAAGAUUAG
Spodoptera littoralis (African cotton leafworm) is the source of this 225-nucleotide messenger RNA. The record is from the annotation of a GenBank genome assembly. NCBI's taxonomy places the organism in Eukaryota, Metazoa, Arthropoda, Insecta, Lepidoptera, Noctuidae.